Pelagomonas calceolata is the source of this 1420-nucleotide messenger RNA. Lineage: Eukaryota; Pelagophyceae; Pelagomonadales; Pelagomonadaceae. The record is from the annotation of a GenBank genome assembly.
GCUGCCCGCGGUCGAAACAAGUAUCAAGCGAGGGCAGCACUAACUAGCCAUGCCUCCCCCUAAAAGAGGCCAGGCCUCCUUCGCGAAGAAGAAGGUCGAGGUCGACCCCGAGGAGGAAAAGCGCAAGAAGGCGGAAUACGACGCGGCCCAGAAGAAGAAGCGCCUCGAAGCGGCCAAACGCUUCUCCGUCGGUGGUACUGUAGAUUUAGCUGAAUUCAUGGACGACGACCCGGACAUGUCCGUGACGGCCAAAUUGCAGCAAGUCAUGUCGACGGCCAAAGAGAGCGGUCUCAAGGUCCAGCAGAUCUUCAGCUACUUCAAACCGAACGGCAAGCUCGAGGGCGAUAUCACGCCCGAAGACUUUGGGGCCGCGAUGCAUAAGCUGGGCUGGAAGUGCACCGAUGAACAGCUCAAAACAUUGUUGGAUGACUUCGACGAGGAUGGCAACGGUACCAUUAGUAUCGAGGAGUUCCAGGCGUACUGCUACCAGAUCCCGAACAUCGCGUGGAAGGCCGAGCGAUUGCGAUGGCAGCGCGAACAGGAGGCCGAGAAGAAGCGCAAGGAAGAAGCCAAGAAGAAGCGACGAUCUCGUAAAAGUUCAGCAGGCGAGAAGACGGGUGUGGAGGAGGAGGAGGAGGUCGACCCGGGGCCGCCGCCGCCUACGCCCGUAGAACAGAUCUACGAGGGCCAGAAACCCCUCUGGAAGACGAAGCAGAUGCUCUGCAUCAAGAUUGGCUACGCGGAAGAAAAAAACUGUCUCGCGAUCAGCUGCAAGGACGCCGAGGAGAAUUUAUUUCCGCCCGUCUUCCUCGACGCGUCCAAAAUCCUCCAGGCCAAAGGCUCAGAGUUCGAAGCGUUGAUCGAGGAGGACAUCGAGAAGAAGGAGAAGAGCGGGAACAAGAAACUGGAGGACUCCGCAAAGGCUAUUGUCGCGAAGGAGGUAACAAGGCAGGCGAUGGCCGACUUCACGCUGAAGCGAUUGAUCACGUCGAAGGCGGAUCCCUUGAUUCUUGAAGUGAAAUUGCUUGGUAGCGAUGGUGCGCUAGACCUGGAGACGUUGGUGCUGAAGGAGAACCCGAACGUGGAGUUGUUACCAGUACUCAACGAGACCGAGGCGCCGUCGGCCGAAGACUUCGCGAACCAGAUCGGUGCUGUGGCUGCCGAGCGAGAUAAAGUCGCGGCCGAGCGCGAGGAAGUGGCCAAGGCAUUGAGAAGAGUCAAACAAGCGUUGGAUGCCUUCAAGGUCGGCAAGGGCUGGAAGGACAUGAACACGCGGGAGCGGUGCGUGUUUCUUUUACAAAGAUUUGGCGUGCGCCACGUCAUCACGAAGGUCGAGAAGAUGCUCGAGACGUCUCCCACGUAUGCCGCAUUGUUGGAGGAGCAGGCGGCGAAGCGGGCCAAGGCCGCGCGGAAGAAGUAG